AGUUUCCGUUCGGGCGACGCUUGUUGUGAAGCAAUAUGAUAGGUACAUUUUCGAAUAUUCUCGAAGGCGGACGGAAUACACCUGGACUGUCACACUCAUAAAAAAAAACCUUUAUCACCCGUGUUGUUACUGAGCCUCAACAGUUUCGCAUGACUUCGGUACAGGACCGAGGAUUGUUGGUGAUGAUGAAAGGAAGAGUUUCAAAAUGAGCCGAGGUUUAAAAGUCCAGUGAUCCGCUGCCCCUACCGCCGUCGCCAAUCAGAAGAGCCCCCGGACACCCAAUCUUCAGGCCUUGUUGAGGGGAUCAGUCCUUUACCACUCGGUUGGGGUGUCAGAUAAGCAGAAGACUUCCACCAGGAGCUCCCGAGAUACCAAUUGAGCUCCCCAUCAGGGCUGCUUUGUGGCUGAGAGCCCUUCUGACGAACUCGAUUUUUUGCCAUCCUGGAGUGCGAGCUUAGAUCUCACUGUCGCCAUGCCGCGAGUCCCCUCGUCAGUCUUCUCUCGGGCUGUCCCCACCACGACCAAGUUCUGUCUCAAGUCAAAUGGUCCUAUAAAAGCCCAGUGGCUCGUGCAUCCCCCUUGGAAGGUUUCUCUACCUCGCAAUCUCUCCCAGCGACUCUAUUCUUCUGAAGCUGCAUCACCACUAUCUCCUCAGACAUCUAAGCCUCGCUCUCGUCUACGCCGAUUUGUGGGCUUUACAUCCAUUGCAUUAGUCGCCUUCACUGCCGGACUCGUUUACCAAACCCAGAAGACCGUUUCUCGCAUGAUGACGGUCACUCUGCGUACAGAUGAGGAAACUCUCACCGCAUUCGCUCCUCCCGACCAGUUCUCGCAAGAGGUCGAUGAAUUCAUCCGCAACCAUCCGGUAGCCGUGGCGCUGCGGGAGAACCCUGCCUUCACCGAGUCCCGGCCGCAUAUGAAAAUCCCCGCCGAGCUGCGCGACCGCCAUCUGACGGCAGGCACCCUUUCAGGUCCUGAUCGAAUUGUUGUUCCGCCGCAUGUCUUCUCCGAGAAGGAUGGGAAGAGCCUGGUUUCGAUCUUCUACCUCGGUUCCGCCAUCAGUGGCCACCUGGGCAUUGUCCACGGUGGUCUUUUGGCCACACUGCUCGACGAGGGGAUGGCACGGUGCUGCUUCCCCGCUCUGCCGAACAAGGUGGGCGUAACGGCCAAUCUAAACAUCGACUAUCGGCGUCCUGCCAUGGCAGAAUCCUAUGCUGUUCUGCGGGCCGAGACUGUGAAGGUCGAAGGUCGUAAAGCCUGGGUGGAGGCGCGCAUUGAGACUCUGCCUAAGGAGGGAGAGGAACCCGCGGUUUUGGUUGAGGCAAAGGCCUUGUUUAUAGAACCCAAGCAAGCCGCGGCCAUGUCGAGUCUAUAUAAUAUCACUAACUAGCGCCUCAGCUAACUUGAGACCAGACCGAUUUCCGAGAAUUGAUAUAAAAUGACAUAUGCAUUUAUUGGAUAGGCGUAUAGACGGUUAGAGACUGGUUUGUUUCAGUGCAACUGUAUAUAGUGACUGUAUAGUAUUUUGUUUGGUUAGAUGUAGCCUAGCAGUAUCACAACGGGGCAAUUCAUAUAUGCUUUAAUUGA
Molecule: messenger RNA, 1587 nt
Organism: Aspergillus caelatus
Lineage: Eukaryota; Fungi; Ascomycota; Eurotiomycetes; Eurotiales; Aspergillaceae
Product: PaaI family thioesterase
Exons: 3
Coding region: 473-1390 (305 amino acids)
Source: RefSeq, a predicted model, not a curated record